AUGGACGUUGAUAUAAAGCAAGGGCGUCUCAGGCCAGUCCGCAGAAAUGGAUUGAUUAAUGGAGUCAACGCUUACCAAUCACUAAGUUGGAUAUACACUCUAUAUGAUAUAAUUGUGGCAUACUUUUUUGCCUUUUAUUUUGAAGAAACUGGAAUGAAGGUAUUGAUGUUUUCAUUCAGGAACUCCAAUUAAUACUUCUCACAGCAGUAGUUACUUGCAUUAUUUAUUCUUGUCUCAGAGCCACAUUAAUAGAUCCUAUUGACUCUGUAGUCAAGGAGGAACAACUAUCAAAACUACAAGGGUAUUAUUAAAUAUUGCUAUUCUAAGAAAAGAAUUUAAGACUGGCAUUAAAUCAUAUUGUUUGGUAUGCUCAGCACAUGUUCAAGAGAAAACUAAACACUGUUGGAGUUGUAAUAAGUAUUUAAUAGUAGUAAUUAGAUGUGUAUCAACAUUUGAUCAUCAUUGUAUUUGGUUGAAUAAUUGUAUUGGAGACAAGAAUUAUUCCUACUUCUUUGUCUUAGUAUUGUCAUUAGUUGCACUCAAGAUAUUUAGAAUUGGUUAAGAUGUAAAAUUGCUUGUUCUGCAUACUGAUUUCGAGAUUUUAGUGUAUAUUUGUAUAGCAGUAGACCCUCCGGUAUUUAUUGUGUUGGCAUAUUUAUUAUCUAUGCACUUAUACUUCAAGUAAUCAAAUAUCAUUAAAACUAGAUGGAAUAAUAUAUCUACCUAUGAAUAUAUCAAAGCCAAAAAAGAAUCUAAGGAUAAGAUGAUCAAAACACAGAAUGUACAAAAUAAAUAGAUACAAAAUGAGAGCGGCACAGGUUAUGGAUAAUUGUUAUCAACAUCAAAGCGUUUCGAUUUAAAAUCACAAUUAUCCUUAAAGACUGGAGAUACAAAGAAAUCCAAUCCUAACUAUUUCUCUAAUAAAUAAGAAGAUGAUAAGAAAAACAACUAAUAGACCUAGCAAUAAUUUACAUAAAUUCCUAGUUUAUUUACCUCUAAACCUACUACUCCUGGAAAUGAUUAAGAUAAAAAACAAUAGAUUCAGUCAUUGUCAAAACCAAAAGAUUUGGAUGACUUGAAAGACAAAUAGAUAUAUAAUCAAGUGAUAGUAGAAGAUUCAGAACCUUAGUUAAAUGAAAGUUCUGAUGAUGAUGAUAAUAUUAAUAAUGAAAAUCAGAAUCACUGUCCUCAAAAUAGUCACUUAUUAGAAUUGCCUAAUAAUGUUGAAUAAAUAGUUGCCAAAGAAGAUUAAAUAAAUGAAAAGGAUAUGGUGAUUAAAUAGGAGAUGGAAAUUGAACCAGAUAAAGAAUCUGAAAAUUAAGAUAAAAUAUCGGAUAAAUAAUCUCUACAUGCAUAGGAACCACCUCUACCUUCAAAAUGUCAUACAUUUUAGUUAGGAUUAUAAGGAGAUUCAAACAUUGUGACAUCGCCCAAAAAUCAAAAUUUAUAAUGUACUCAAUGA
This is a messenger RNA of Paramecium octaurelia, 1462 nucleotides long. Lineage: Eukaryota; Ciliophora; Oligohymenophorea; Peniculida; Parameciidae. The record is from the annotation of a GenBank genome assembly.